Messenger RNA from Chilo suppressalis (striped riceborer), 5995 nucleotides. The record is from the annotation of a GenBank genome assembly. NCBI's taxonomy places the organism in Eukaryota, Metazoa, Arthropoda, Insecta, Lepidoptera, Crambidae.
GUGUUUCCAUCAAUUUUUUAUAGAUUAAAGACGUUCCAGAAAUAAGUACAGAAAAGUAUUCGAAUAAUGUAAUUUGUUUCGUUUGUCUGCCCAUGUAAACUUAAACAGACGCGUCGUGGUUAAGAGUUCUUCACGACAACGUUUUAAAGCUAAAUCAACAUGAGUAAAAGACGCCGGGCGUCUUCUGUGGCUAGCCGUGGAGCUGACGAUGACAGUGACGAUGCGCUUAGCAAUCCAGGCCCACCACCAUCUUCAAGAAAGAAGAAAAAGCUGGAUCCUGGAGAAAUAUGCCAGCAACUGUAUGAUACAAUAAGAUCGCACAAAAAGGAGGAUGGAACAUUACUUUGUGAUUCUUUCAUAAGGGCACCAAAAAGGCGACAAGAACCUCAGUAUUAUGAAGUUGUCUCAGAACCUAUUGACUUGUUGAGGGUACAACAAAAGCUAAAGACUGACACUUAUGAAGACAUAGAUGAAUUGUCAGCAGAUAUAGAACUAUUGGUAAACAAUGCUAAAGCAUUCUACAAACCUGAUUCUGUGGAGUAUAAAGAUGCCAUUGAUCUGUGGAAAUUGUAUACUCAAAGUAGACAAGCCUUGGAACAUGGUGAAGACAUGAAAACUCCUAAGUUGUCCCGCAAUGGCUCAUCAAGCAGGAGAUCAGAUGUUGCAGAAGAUCUGUCUGAGACUUCCACCAAUAAUGAUGAGGACAAUGUAUUUGAGGAAUUGUUUAAUGCUGUGAUGCUCGCAAAUGUCGAUGGAAGGCCUCUCUAUCCCGCUUUUCAAUUUCUACCAUCUAAACGGCGCUAUCCUGAAUAUUUCAACGUUAUUGAAAAUCCCAUAGAUUUGAAAACAAUUGCACAGAAAAUUCAAGGGGGGGAAUAUUUGAAUCUCACUGAAUUGGAAAAGGAUCUGCUGUCAAUGGUUAGGAAUGCAUGUCAUUUCAAUGAGCCUGGCAGCCAAAUAUAUAAAGAUGCUAAAGCUUUAAAAAAGGUAAUCACAGUACGGAAACAAGAGAUAGAUCAACACGGGCGAAGUGGGCCCGCUAAAACAUCAGAGCGUAUUCGCAGUAAAAGGACUUCAAGAGUAGGACCUGUGCCAUCCAGCAAGGCAUUAGCUAUUAUGGAACCGCCUGGUUCAGAUCCAGAACCGGAGGUCAAGCAUUCUGAGGAUAGUGGUGGUGACAGCGAUGAAGAGAAAAUAGAUAAUGAAGACUCUCCACAGUGGAAGCUGCUGGAAAUUGUAAAAAAUCAUCUGGGUCCUAAUGGAACCCCAAUGGCAGAACCUUUCUGGAAGCUUCCGUCGCGGCGAGCAUACCCCGAUUACUAUAAAGAGAUUAAGAACCCUGUAUCUCUGAACCAAAUCAAAAACAAGAUCAGGCGAGGCAACUAUGGCACCUUGUCGGAAGUAGCUGGCGAUAUGAACAUCAUGUUCGAGAAUGCCAAGCAAUACAAUGUUCCCACUUCGAGGCUCUAUAAGGAUGCUGUCAAGCUGCAAAGGUUGAUGCAGCAGCGCGUUCAAGAGCUUUUGGACAUAGUUCAGAGCUCAUCUAGCGAUGACGAGAGUCUAUCCUCUGUGAAGAACCAAGUCAACACUCCACGCCCGAGAGGUCGUCCUAGAAUUAACCCGCCUCCUGUGGUCGCGCCGUCGCCAGCGCCAUCCCCUUCGAUCUCCAAGCCUAACGUGCCCUUGAAGAAGAAACUUCACUAUAUAUCCAAACAACUUGUAGAGUACACAUGCCCAGACGGCCGAAACCCGAUGUUACUAUUCAUGGAGAAGCCGAGCAAGAAACUAUAUCCUGAUUACUACAAUGUCAUAGAUAGACCCAUUGAUAUGCUCACCAUUGAAGCUAAUAUCAAAAACGAUCGUUACAUCAGCUUAGAUGAGCUCGUAUCCGAUUUCCGCCUGAUGUUCUCCAACUGCCGUCAGUUCAACGAGGAAGGCUCUAUGAUAUAUGAGGACGCGAACCUUUUAGAACGCGUGUUAAACGAUCGCUUGAGAGAACUGCACAGCGGCCACGAACGGAAGACGCCCAUCAAACUCAUCAAGACGGUCAAAUCUAAACAGCUGUCGCCGUUCGAACAGAAGCUGAGGACUUUGUACGAUGCUAUAAGGGACUAUAGGGACCCUAAAGCUAACCGCCAGCUAGCCCUAAUAUUCAUGAAGCUGCCGAACAAAAUCGAGUAUCCCGACUACUAUGAGCUGAUUAAGAAUCCAAUAGAUAUGGAGAAAAUCGCGCACAAGCUCAAGAAUAACGUUUACAACUCUGUGAACGAGCUGGCAUCCGAUUUCAUAUUGAUGUUUGACAACGCUUGCAAGUACAACGAACCGGAUUCGCAGAUAUAUAAAGACGCGCUUAUAUUGCAACGGAUGUGUUUGCAAACCAAACAGCUGCUCAGGGAAGACGAAGAUUCAGUACCAGACGUACCAGCUGCUGUACAAGAGCUUCUUCUGAAUCUCUUCACUACCGUUUACAAUCAUCAAGAUGAGGAGGGAAGAUGUUACUCAGACAGCAUGGCCGAGUUGCCGGAACACGACGAAUCCAACAACGGCGAGAAGGUGCGUGCCAUAUCGCUCGACCUAGUCAAGCGCCGCCUAGACAAGGGCCUUUACAAGCGGCUCGACCACUUCCAGCAAGAUAUGUUCGCUGUAUUCGAAAGAGCCCGUCGCCUCUCUCGCACCGACAGUCAAAUAUUUGAGGAUUCCGUAGAACUUCAAGCGUACUUCAUAGAACAACGUGACUACCUUUGUCGUAACACGCUGCAAUCGCCUGCACUCUCGUUCACUAGAGACACUUUAACUACCAGCGUGGAAUUGGUCAAGCAAUGCAAACUGUUGCAGGAGAAUGAAGACGAAGACGAGACUAGAUCUAGUACCGACGACUCCAUGCCAGCGGGCAGUGCUCCACUCCAACAAACGCAAUACAAUAAAGGCGACUUCGUGUACGUUUUACCCGAGAAGGGCAACAAGGAACCCAGUAUAGUGCAAGUCGAAAGAGUUUGGACCAACAAGGAUGGGCUCCCUAUAAUGUAUGCCAACGUGUAUUAUAGGCCUCACGAAACGUUCCACAUACUGACACGCAAGUUUCUACAUCAAGAAGUGUUCAAGACGGAAGCACAUCGCACCAUCCCCCUGGAUCAAAUCAGCGGCCACUGUUACGUAAUGAACGUGAAGGAAUACUUCAAGUUUAGGCCGCAAGGGUACGCUGAUAAAGAUGUAUACGUGUGUGAGAGUCGCUACAAUACGAAGAACCGCUGGUUCAAAAAGAUCAAGGUUUGGGAAGGUGCUGAGAAGGAAGCCACUCUCAUUGCCAGGGAGGUCCCACUGGAGCCAAGCCGCACCGUGUCUGUGUUCAGGGAACGUGUUGAGAAACACAAGGACGAAUUAGCGGAACUGGAAGUCUUGGAGAAUGUUCAAGAGAAAGAGAGACCGGACGUAGUGAUGUACAACCCGUUGGGCACAGACGACGAGAACACGUAUUACGAGCAAUACAACACCGUGUGCUCCGGCGUCAUCAAGACCGGUGACUAUGUGUAUGUGGUGACGGAUGGAGGCAAGCAGCUCAUAGCGCAAGUCGACACCAUAUGGGAAACUGGCGAUAACAAGUGUUAUUUCCGUGGUCCCUUCUUGAUAUUCCCAUCCGAAGUGGCCAACGUUAUCAAUAAGCCAUUUUACAAGCAAGAGGUGCUUCUGACGACGAUGCACGAUACUAGCCCACUCGUGGGCAUAGUGGGCAAGUGCUACGUGUUGGACUACGACGAUUAUCUCAAAUGCCGUCCGACAGAGAUAGCUGAAGGUGACGUGUACUUGUGCGAGUCGCUGUACGACGAGUCCAAUCGCAUCGCGCGCAAACUCAAAAUGGGCCUGCGUAAGUUUGAACAUACCAAGGACGUCACAGUGGACGAGAUUUACUUCUUCCCUAAACCUUUGGGUCCGCCGCCGCUCGCCAGUUCGCACGACGUACAAUCUUCGUCAAGCGCCUUCGGACAGAAGCAGUUCCACACCAACGUCCACAUUGACUCUAUUGAUGUGAAGCCGCAAUUCACCAACCUGAUCAACACCACCAUCGGCAGUCAGGACGUAGAGAUGCUUCUGGAGAAUUCGCUAGAUGAUUCGUCGCUCGCCUCGCCCGCCACUCCUCUCUCAAUAGGUGGCAACAGCAAUCCUUACAACCCAUCCUUGAUGGCUACUCCAAGCCAAGAGCGGAUCACCAGUACAGCAGUCACGCCGGCCUCCGGCAAGAAGAAGAAAGAACAGAAGCAGAAGAUCGUCACUGGCUACAUUCUAUACUCGAGCGAAGUGCGUAAAGCUAUUGUCGCCAAUAACCCAGAGUGCACCUUUGGCGAGAUAUCACGAAUUGUGGGUAACGAGUGGCGCUCUCUGCCGGCAUCCACGAAACAGAGUUGGGAGGAGCGCGCCAAGUGUUGCAACGAAGAGACCUCCGCCAAGCUGGCCGAGGAGAUGAGGGAACUCUCACAACAUACGCCCAUGGAAACAACCUACGAAUGCGCGUGGGACAAUUGUGACUAUCAAUUCGAGGACCUUACUGACUGCAUGGAGCAUUCAAUCGGUGAAGGCGGCAACAUGAUCGGUACUUAUGUUGAAACAAAGAAGAGUAAAUUGGAACCGGGCCAUGUACAACAACACUACCGCGGCUCGUUCUCCGAGUAUCCUUGCAUGUGGAGGAAUUGCGCGCGCGUACGCAAAGGGCAAGCGCCAUUCCCGAACUUACCGCGUCUACUGAGGCACGUGAGGGAUCUGCACAUCAACAAGGGGAAUGGAAAGCCCAUGCCGAUACACGAGCGCUCCAGGUUAAGUAGAAUAACUGAAUUUAUACAGUAUAGUUCAGGUUUAAGUCGUUCUCAAAGUAUUAUCCGUCUAUGGGACGAAAUUGCGUGCGCGUAUGCAAAAGAUAAAGCGCUAUUCCCCAACUUGCCGCUUCUAUUGAGGGACAUGGGGGAUCAGCACAUCAAUAAGAGGUAUUGAAAACCGAAGCCGAUACACGAGCGGUCCAGUCCCCUUUGCAUGAGCACCGCAAUUUACAAUAUAUCACGUUUUUUAUCACGCGUAACUGUCAAACUGCAUACUAAUUUGACAAUAGGCAGUUAACCCUUUUUGGAAAAAGGUUAUAAAUGGUUAAUAAAUGUUCCGUUAGACCGAAAAAAAAUGUAUUGUAUUUUUUGAAGACCUAGAAAGCCACAAAUCUUUAAUUUUAAAAUAGACUUUUCAUGGACAUACAAAAACGCUGUCGGCCAUUUUAGUCUAUAGAUUGUCUAUGCUAUGACGUCAAUUGUAGUAAACAAAAACUCGUAAGCACGUAGAAAAUAAAUUAUCUGAGUUUAUAAUAAAAAAAAACAUGAUUUCUACUAAAUACCACGAAAAAUAAAGUAAUUAUCAUUAUUGUAUUGUACGAGAAUAUAAAACACAUCCUUUAAGACUCCAGGAAAGUUGUGGAUUAAAGUGCCGAAAGAAAUUUACCUACGUAACUUUAUUACACUUAUUCAUAUGUUGUAUCACUUUUAUGUUUAUUACUACAUUGUAAUACUAAUGCACUGUACUUACAUAGAUGUCUUGUCGUUUCUCUGCUCCGCAGACCAGAAAUCGGGGUUUAGUGCAAAAAAUUCACCAACCAUCAAUGCGUCAAUUCUUGGCAGAUUUGUGCUUUCUGCUUUCACUAAGCCGGCAGCCAUAAUUAGUUUUGUCAAAAAAAAACAGUAAUCGUAAACUUUUCUAAAGUGAAAAGUGUUUUAAGAUAAAUUUAGUCAGACAAAAUAAUCCACCCACAGUAACACACGAAUGACAUUUAGUUGUUUACUACAAGAGACGUCACAAUCAUGGUGGAAGUGGCGAACAGCGUUUUUAGUCUUUAAAAAAUAGACUAAAAAAUUUUUUUUUAAAUUAAUUUUCUACAGCAAUCUUCUUCUUUUAUGAAGUGAAAUCGAUAUAUUUAGGUUCCUUAGACCAAAUACUUUAAGAAAUAAACAUUUAUUUAAAACAAUUC